Molecule: messenger RNA, 1820 nt
Organism: Mercurialis annua (annual mercury)
Lineage: Eukaryota; Viridiplantae; Streptophyta; Magnoliopsida; Malpighiales; Euphorbiaceae
Product: tRNA dimethylallyltransferase 9
Exons: 12
Coding region: 89-1477 (462 amino acids)
Biological process (GO): tRNA modification; cytokinin biosynthetic process
Molecular function (GO): tRNA dimethylallyltransferase activity
Source: RefSeq, a predicted model, not a curated record
UAUCCAAAACCUCACCUUAAACCUUAGCGUAGCUUUAGCUUUUGGUAGAAGAAAGAAAAACCAAACCCAUUCUUAACACUAAAUAGGAAUGAUAAUGAGCGAAGUGUGUGGCCUUCGCACGCGCUGCCUCCGCUGCCUCCUCCCCUCCUCAUCUCCACUACUUCGCCGCCGCAGCUGCCUAUUCUCCACUUCAACCAUCGCAUGCUCAGCGGCGGCCAGUAGAAAAGAGAAGGUGGUUGUCAUUUCUGGUCCCACUGGGGCCGGAAAGAGCCGCCUUGCCAUGGAGCUGGCUAAGCGGCUUAAUGGUGAAAUCAUUAGCGCUGAUUCUGUACAGGUAUAUCGCGGUCUUGAUGUUGGAUCAGCAAAGCCUACUCCAAGUGAAAGAAAGGAAGUGCCUCACCAUUUGAUUGACAUAUUACACCCAUCUGAAGAUUAUUCAGUUGGACGAUUCUUUGAGGAUGCUAGGCAUACCACUCAAAAUAUUCUUGACAGAGGCCGUGUUCCCAUAGUUGCUGGUGGGACUGGUUUAUAUUUGCGAUGGACGCAUGGACUUUCUUUCUUCAAUGAGAUUGGGUUUGUAUAUGGGAAGCCAGAUGUUCCUAAAGCCUCACCAGAGAUUGCAUCUGAAUCAUACUCAGAGCUUGCAGAACUACAGGAAAACCAGGACUGGGAUGCAGCUGUACAGUUAGUGGUCAAUGCAGGUGAUCCCAAGGCUGAAUUUUUGCCUGCCAACGAUUGGUAUCGAUUACGACGCAGCCUUGAGAUAAUCAAGGCUACUGGAUCUCCUCCAUCUUCUUUUCAAGUUCCAUAUGAUUCCUUUAAAGAACAAUCAGCUACAAGAUUAACUGAGAGCUCUCUCAAUGCAAAUGUGGUUGGAGAUGUAUACGAGAAAGCUAAACCAAAGGAUCUAGAUUAUGAAUUCCUAUGUUUUUUCCUCUCAAGCCCUAGAAUAGAUCUUUACAGAUCAAUUGAUUACAGAUGUGAAGAUAUGCUUUCAGGAACUGAUGGAAUAUUGUCUGAGGCCAAAUGGCUUCUUGAUAUGGGUCUCCUUCCCAAGUCCAACUCACCAACUCGAGCAAUUGGUUAUAGACAAGCCAUGGAGUACAUCUUACAGUUCAGGCAACAAGGUGGUAGUUCUACGGGAGAGUUCUAUGCUUUUCUAUCUGAAUUUCAAAAAGCAUCAAGAAAUUUUGCAAAAAGGCAAAUGACAUGGUUUCGCAAUGAACAUAUUUAUCACUGGGUCGAUGCUUCUAAGCCCUUGGAUAAGGUGCUUAACUUUAUUUAUGAUGCAUACCAUGAUCAGACUGGAUCUUUGGUUGUACCGGAAUCUCUUCGAAUGGAUAAAUCUAAUCAACAAGAAAAUCGUCAACUAAAGACUUACCGCACUAAAAAUAGGCAUUUCGUCAGCCGAAAUGAUUGCUCCGAUAUUUUAGACUGGUUAAGGACACAAGAGACAGUAACGGGCAGCAUGGUUUGACUUGGAGAUGCCUUCAUUUCGCAAUUUGCAUUUUGAUAGCAUAGAUGAGCUUACUGUGUUUAGCGCAAAUGUGAGAAUGGGGUCUGAAUUCGAGUUUGACUUUAGCAUUACUUUGUCGAUUCUAGUACGUAGUGAACAUUCUUUAUGCCUUCACCUUCAGAACUGCAAGCUCAGAUAAUGUGAUACGGAGAAGGGCCGCAAGAAUAUAUUUAUGCUUAUUACUUCAACCAUUCUUUUGGUAUUAUAUAUUUUUUUUCUUUUUCGGGGUUGGUGACCGGCAAAUUAGGGUGUAAAAUGAUGACAUUUGAUAUAAAUAUGAAUGUCUUCUAUUGUUUUGCACUAA